AUGCGGGUGUGCAGCAGCCCUGGUGAAGCGGGUGCUCAUCACUGGCCAGGGAGGCACCGUCGUUCGGGCAGCCUCGACUUGUCGCAACUAAAGGUCAAGCUGGCACGUGAGAAGGCCCUGGUAUGCAAAGGAACAUGGCGACACGCAGUUUGCUUCAGGCUCCAAGCUUGGGCGGAGCAGGCAUUCGGCAAGGACAGCGAGCAGCUGUUCCAAGGCGAGGUGCUUGCAUGGGAUGGCUCAUGGCAGAAGACGGAGGUCCACGAAGAGGAGCGAUUUGCAGGGCUGUGCAGAGCUGCCAGACUUGCCGGGCGGCGAAGCCGAGGAUACUGA
Messenger RNA from Symbiodinium sp. CCMP2592, 330 nucleotides. Lineage: Eukaryota; Dinophyceae; Suessiales; Symbiodiniaceae. The record is from the annotation of a GenBank genome assembly.